Molecule: messenger RNA, 1341 nt
Organism: Aspergillus vadensis CBS 113365
Lineage: Eukaryota; Fungi; Ascomycota; Eurotiomycetes; Eurotiales; Aspergillaceae
Exons: 4
Coding region: 1-1011 (336 amino acids)
Source: RefSeq, a predicted model, not a curated record
AUGUCGACUCAACAGGAUCCCAACCCUUCCAAUGAAGGCAAGCAUGAUGGCUUGUCGAAAUAUGUUAAGCGCAUGAAGAUGGCUUUGAGGAGGAGCUCGACUGUCCGGACCACCUCGCCAGUCAUGCAGAAAUCAAGAGAGCCCGAGCCAAGCCAAGCUCCCGCUCCCCAACGUAUCCCGCAGGCUCCUACCGUCAAAGCUACACCCGAUGCGACCGUUUUCACCAACUGGGGCGCCAUUCAAGAAGAGAAGGCGCGGGCUCUAUUUGCGAAAUACGGAUUGACCCUGGAGCCUGGAGAAUGGAGGUCCCCUAGCGAUACGACCGUGCAGCGUGUUGUCAGACCUAUCCGAAUGCGAGUGCGCCGUACCUGCCAUCGCUGCCAGACCACCUUUGGCCCGAACAAAGUUUGUGUCAACUGCCAGCACGUCCGCUGCAAGAGCUGCCCUCACCACCCCUCCACCAAGACCAACGACCACCGGGACGACACCCAAGCUGCCCUCCAGGCCAUUGUCGCGCAGAAACUGCACAAAACUGUCCCUGUGCAGCAUAAACCCAAGCAACCUCCUCUUACGCUGCCUUCGCGCACCGGCGGCCAGGAUGUCAUCCACCACCCGACCCGACAACGAGUCCGCCGUACAUGUCAUCAGUGUAGCACUGUGUUCGCUCCGGAUGCUACGGAAUGCAGUACUUGCCAGCAUAUUCGGUGCACAAUGUGCCCUCGCGACCCACCUAAACUCAGCAAAUACCCGCAUGGUUAUCCUGGCGAUGUCGAUGCUCCCGCAGAACCUCCUGCACGGACGUGGAAGAAGGCGCGGCAGCGAGUACGCUAUACAUGUCACAAGUGCUCGACAUUGUACCGAUCGGGAGAGAGGAAUUGCUCCGGUUGCGGGCAAGAGAAGGGACCUGAAACAAUACGAGAUCCACCUCGCCGAGACAAGCCGAAACCGGACCCCGAGAUUGUUCGACGGGUUGAAGAGCGAUUGGCAAAGGUUAGGAUCAGUACUGGGUAGAUAGUUGGCUGGUAUACAAUCAAUCUACUUCGUUUUGCAGCGCAAAUGGCAAGUCAGGCCUACACUGGCUGCCUAGCUGCGUCUGUUCACUUACGUGGUCGCACCCCUACGACAAGAAUAGCAUCUACCCUUUGCAGCUCGAUGCCACAAGGCACUGAGAUGCAACGAUGGUUGGCGGACCUAGCAUUGGUUGAAUCCCGAUGUUACUCUGUGGCACCCGGUUCUUUCCUGGUUACUCCCUGUUGUGUAAUCUUCUUGUUAUGCUUAGUUUGGACGCCGUGGCGAACCAGCUGGACGGUGGCACAAUGCCCUGCAAACUAAGCUGAGCAG